GGGUUAAGACAGUCAGGAAGUUCCCAUUCUGCUAGGAAGGCUGACAAAGGAGCUCAUGUACAGACAGAGAGAGUCAUAAGCGUAUGUCAACCACACCACUAGCAGGGGACCAAACUUUAUAGAGAGUUUUUUCCUUCAUUGCUUCACUAAAGCACCAGAAGUAUGGGCGUUUUGAAAAAUAAGAAGAUGCUGCGAUUACUCUUUGUGUUUUUGAUUCUUCGAUGUGCAGCUGUUGCAGCACAAGAAAUAGAAUCUUCUGGAAAUGCGUGUGGCGAUGAGAACAAUGACGAUGAGUGCGAUGAUACAGUGACACCAAGGCGCACAAGACCCUUGAGUGAUGCUGGAUUUGAUCAAAUGUCCAAAGGAGAAAUAGACGAAAGUAAAGCAGAUGAAAAAGGAACACUGAUCAUCGUCAUAGCUGCUGUCAGUGUUGUAGCUUUGGCCAUAGUUGCGGUUAUUGCUAUUGUCUUCUUCAGACGCUAUUUACGGAGCCAGGAACAGGGGGUUUACACCAUGCCGGUUGACCAAGUACAGAAAGCUGCUGUUUAACCAUCAGUGCCUUUAUAUAUCCUCACCACACUGGAUUUUUCAAGGAAAUACAGCAAGCACAUGUUUUCUCAUUCAAAAAUUUGUAUAUCUGUAGCAGAGUCUAAACCAGCAACCGAUUAUGUUGCCGUCAUCAAUUUUCUACAAACCAUUUUCAAAUGCAAGUUGUGUACACAAAUGCAACAUUUUGCACAUGGACAUGGACUCUCAUUGGACCCACUUUUUUCAACCAGACCUACUUUAUGUUUUUCUGUAACUGGAUCAAGUGCAGGCCAUUGUAAAGCUUUAUUUGUUUCAAA
Messenger RNA from Misgurnus anguillicaudatus (oriental weatherfish), 845 nucleotides. RefSeq lists its product as uncharacterized. NCBI's taxonomy places the organism in Eukaryota, Metazoa, Chordata, Actinopteri, Cypriniformes, Cobitidae. The record is from RefSeq and is a predicted model, not a curated record.